Messenger RNA from Zophobas morio, 2433 nucleotides. RefSeq names its product zinc finger-containing ubiquitin peptidase 1-like. The record is from RefSeq and is a predicted model, not a curated record. Lineage: Eukaryota; Metazoa; Arthropoda; Insecta; Coleoptera; Tenebrionidae. Bases 105 to 1913 code for a protein of 602 amino acids. The transcript has 8 exons.
UGCAGAUUUGCUAUGCGGGUUGCAGAAGUAGGUCACUAAUCAAACUGUCAAAUGAGUGGUAAGGGUCGGAAAAUCGGGGUAGAAUCGCAGGGAAAGCAGACAGGAUGGCGAGCAACAUCCCUGAUUUCUUCUAUUCCUGCGAGAUCUGCGGCUUGGAGGGGCUGAGCGAGGACGAAUUCAGGACCCACACACGCACAGCGCACGUGGACGGCAAUGCCGUGUGCCCCUUUUGCGAACUGUCGGCGGUUUCGCCCGCCGAGCUCAUCCUGCACGUCAACCAGGCCCACUUGGACUACCUGACCCCCGAGUCGGAGUCCAACAUGACCUUCAUCGACGACGUCAGUCCGAGCGAGUACAACGGCAUCAACGGGGAGAGCAGCCACAACUGGAACGUCCCGUCUCUACCCGGCCACUCCAACCACGUCAACAACAUCAAUAGCGGCAGUAAGAGUAACAUUAAUAACAUUAACUUGUCCCCGAAAGUGAACGGGGGCGGCGAAUUGAGUCCGAAGAAUUCCAGCCACGGUCAGGGCUCGCCCCUGCGGUCCAGUCUAGCCUUGAAGUUGAAGAGUUCCGCGCCGAAGCUGCAGUGUCCGAUGUGCAGCUACACGAGUACGAGUCCGAAUGAGUUGGAGGAGCACGUGAAUAGGAGACACUUCGAUCUGACGUCGCCGUCCGUCGGGGGGACGACCGGCGAGGUCUUCGCGUGUCCGCUGUGUGUGAAGUCGUUCAAUUCGGCUCCGGAUUUGGAGCUGCAUGUCAAUAUUGAGCACAGAGACGUGCUGUCUCCGGCGAGUCCCGCCACACACGCGUGUCCGGUGUGUGGGAUUAAUCUUGACAACGAAAGUAAUAGCGAGAGCGCCGCCCGCCACGUCGAGAGCCACUUCCCGGCCGGCUCUCCGCAGCCGGCGGAGCGAGCGGCGUUGCGCGAGCGCGAACAGCGCGAGUUCGAGAUGCUGAGGGCCCAGUACGGAAUGGACAAUCAGGGUAACUUCCGCGAGCAGUCGGUGACCAACAUGCAGCGGGCGGUCUACGCCGGCGAGAUGAGCGUCGCCGACUACUACGAGCGGACGCUGGAUUUGCGCGCCGCCGAGAGCUGCGGCAUCGACGACGGCAGCUCGGUCACGAGAAGCAUAGUGCCGAGGGUGCGCGCGAUGAGCAGCAACGCCCCCAACGUGGUCCGCACGCUGCUGUGCACGUGCGUCGACCACUACGCCUCCUCGUACGGCGACAGGGGAUGGGGGUGCGGCUACAGGAACACGCAGAUGCUGAUCUCGAGCCUGCUGACCCACACCGGGUAUAACGAGAGGUUGUACAAACUAUGGCAGGGCCAGAAGCCGCCGCGCAGUUCCGUUCCGAGCAUAUCCCGCCUCCAGAGCCUCAUAGAGCAGGCGUGGGCGCAAGGGUUCGAUAUCCAGGGUUCCGAGCAGCUGGGCUGCCGGCUGGUGAACACCAGGAAGUGGAUCGGGGCCACGGAAGUGGUGACGCUGUUGUCGUUCCUCAGAAUUAAAUGUCAACUGGUGGAUUUUCAUAGGCCGACGGGACCUGGAGGCAGCCACCCGGAGUUGUUUAAUUGGGUUUUGAAGUAUUUUGAGAACAGCGUGGGUGGGGAGUUCACGCCGCCGCUGUAUUUGCAGCAUCAAGGCCACAGCCGCACCAUCAUGGGCAUCGAGGUCCACCGCGACGGCGGGCUCAUCCUCCUCGUCCUCGACCCCAGCCACUCGCCCCAGCAGAUGGCGCAGUUCGGCGACACCAACAGCUCGGCGGUGGCGCUGCGCCUCCUCCGGAAGAGCGAAGCGGCGAUGAAAGCGCGCCAGUACCAGAUCGUGGCGGUCGUCGGAACCAUCGACUCAGAUCAACAGUAUCAGCAAAGUAAAAUUUUGAGGGGCACCCGAAUACCGCAGGACCGGUGAGGUUGAACGUCUCCGAAAGUAACCAAUAAAUAAAUAUAUCCACUUUUCACCACCUCUGCUGUUCAUAUUAAAAAAAAUUACAAUAUGGGGGAACUUGUGUGAUUCUUGCCACUGUUACAGCGUUUUAUUUUUUGAUCUCAUGGCCUCGAGAUGUCAAUAAGUAGGUAAGGGUGGGCAUAGAUUCUAUUUUUUUUUGUUUUGAGGUUGGUAGAGCUCACCUUGACGCAAAUCGAGUGAUUCUUGAACAAUAUUGAAACAAAAGUUGAUAUUACUGUUAACAGUUGAUGAAACUAUUUUGACUAAGAGCUUUAGGGAAUUGUUUUUUUCUUGGGUUUUUUUGACACUGUUGUAGUUUUGUCGAAGUGCUUGUUGCUCUUUUAUUUAUUACUUUUUUGUCAUACUAGUCGUAGGUUACGUUUUGUUGUUAUUUAAUAUUAUCACCUUUGAAUUUUACCUAUAUACACCUCAUUACAAAUGUACAAAGUAAGAGAAAGUCAUGGUUUAUUAAAGAUUCAUUGAA